Messenger RNA from Saprolegnia diclina VS20, 3357 nucleotides. Its product is annotated as oxoglutarate dehydrogenase (succinyl-transferring), E1 component. NCBI's taxonomy places the organism in Eukaryota, Oomycota, Saprolegniomycetes, Saprolegniales, Saprolegniaceae. Bases 116 to 3181 code for a protein of 1021 amino acids. Gene Ontology annotation, cellular component: mitochondrion; oxoglutarate dehydrogenase complex. Gene Ontology annotation, molecular function: thiamine pyrophosphate binding; oxoglutarate dehydrogenase (succinyl-transferring) activity. Gene Ontology annotation, biological process: tricarboxylic acid cycle. The record is from RefSeq and is a predicted model, not a curated record. The transcript is spliced from 5 exons.
GCCAACGUCGCUGAUUGGCCAAAUGUGCACGCGAAAAACGCGCUGAUUGGUGGAGAUCCCGCAACGGAUCAGGUGGGUCUGGGGGCCAGAAUUGCUUUGCGCCUCCGACGACAAGAUGGCGCAAUGGUCCAAGCUUGCCGCGGCCUCGCGCGUGCUCCGCCGGAGCACGACCAUGAAGGCGCCGCUCCUCCGCACCUUUAGCUCGGCGCCGCACCCGUCCGAGUCGUUCAUCAAUGGCACCAACAACGUCUACGUCGAAGAGAUGUACCGGUCGUGGACCAAGGACCCGUCGAGCGUGCACAAGAGCUGGGAUGUCUACUUUCGCCAGGUAGACCAAGGCGCCGUGCCCGGCGAAGCCUUUAUCCCGCCGCCGACGGUCCAGGCCGGCGUGACGCCGGUCGUGCGCGGCGCCGCCGCUACGAACCCGCUUGGCAUCAACCACGCGCUUGGCUUGAGCUACUUGAUCCGCGCGUACCAGAGCCGCGGUCAUGAGAUGGCCAACUUGGACCCGCUUGGCCUCCAGGAGCGCCCGGUGCUGCCGGAGCUCGACAUCAAGAUGUACGGCUUUACGGAGGCGGACCUUGACAAGACGAUCGACAUCCCCAAGAACUUUGCGUCGGGUGUCACGGGCUUUCUAGAAGAGCUCUCGGAGGGCAAGAACCCGACGCUUGGCCAGAUCGUGCAGCGCCUCAAGGAAACGUACUGCAGCUCGAUCGGCGUGCAAUACAUGCACAUUCCGGACCGCGAAAAGUGCAACUGGAUCCGCACGCACGUCGAGCACCUCGUGAAGAAGGAAGAGUCGAAGGAGAAGAAGAUGCACAUCCUCGAGCGUCUCGCCUUCUCGGUCAACUUUGAAAAGUUCCUUGGCAACAAGUACAACACGACCAAGCGCUUUGGUCUCGACGGUGGCGAGUCGCUCAUCCCGGGUCUCAAGUACAUGAUUGACCGUGCGACCGAAAUGGGCAUGGAGCACGUCGUGGUCGGCAUGCCGCAUCGUGGCCGCCUCAACGUGCUUGCCAACGUGAUUCGCAAGCCGAUCCAGCAGAUCUUCAAGGAGUUCCAGGGCACCCACUUCGACUUGGACAAGUACGUCAACGACGUCGACGACUGGAGCAACUCGGGCGACGUCAAGUACCAUCUUGGCACGUCGUUUGACCGCACGUACCCGGACGGCCGCAAGGUCCACCUGAGCCUCGUCGCCAACCCGUCGCACCUCGAGGCGGUCAACCCCGUCGUCGAAGGCAAGGUCCGCGCCAAGCAGUACUACCUCGGCAACGACGACGAAGCCGAGAAGAAGGUGCUGCCGCUCCUUCUCCACGGUGACGCUGCCUUCAGCGGCCAGGGCGUCGUGUACGAAACUAUGCACCUCUCGGAGCUCGAAAACUACGACACGGGUGGUACCAUCCACGUCGUCGUCAACAACCAGAUUGGGUUUACGACGGACCCGAAGAACUCGCGCUCGUCGCAGUACUGCUCGGACGUCGGCAAGGCCAUGAACGUGCCGAUCUUCCACGUCAACGGCGACGACCCGGUCGCCGUCGUCAAGGUGUUUGAGCUCGCGGCCGAGUGGCGCCAGACGUGGCGCUCGGACGUCAUUAUCAACCUCACGUGCUACCGCAAGUUUGGCCACAACGAGAUUGACAACCCGUUCUUCACGCAGCCGCUCAUGUACAAGAAGAUCGGCACGAUGCCCAACGUGCUCGACACGUACGCGCAGCAGCUCGUGGCGUCGGGCGUCGCGACCAUGGCCGAGACGGACGCGGUCAUUGCCAAGGUGUGGGACUUUUUUGGCCGCACGUUUGAGGAGAGCAAGAACUGGGAAGACUCGAAGAAGUCGGACUGGCUCGCGAACCGCUGGGAGUCGUUCAAGAGCCCGACGCAGCAGUCGCGCAUCCGCCCGACCGGCGUCGAGAUCGACACGCUCAAGAAGAUUGGCGACAAGCUCACGACGGUCCCCGACGGCUUUGAGCUCAACUCGCAGCUCAAGCGGAUCAUUGCGACCAAGCGGUCGUCGAUCGAGACCGGCGAAGGCCUCGACUGGAGCUCGGGCGAGGCGCUCGCGUGGGGCUCGCUCCUCCUCGAGGGCAACCACGUGCGCAUCUCUGGUCAGGACGUGGAGCGUGGUACGUUCUCGCACCGCCAUGCGGUCCUCCACGACCAGAAGACCAACACCGAGUACGUGCCGCUCAACACGCUUGCGCCGACGCUCAACCCGUCGGCGCCGCUCGUCAACACGGGCGGCAACUCGCAGGCGCCGUUCGUUGCGAGUAACUCGUCGCUCUCGGAGUUUGGUGUCCUCGGCUUUGAGCUCGGCUACUCGCUCGAGAACCCGAACGCGCUCGUCAUGUGGGAAGCCCAGUUUGGCGACUUUGUCAACGGCGCGCAGAUCAUCAUCGAUCAGUUUUUGAGCGCUGGCGAAGACAAGUGGAUGCGCCAGUCGGGCCUCGUGAUGCUCUUGCCGCACGGCUAUGAGGGCCAGGGCGCCGAACACUCGUCAUGCCGCAUCGAGCGCUUCCUCCAGCAGACGGACGACGACCCGAACGUCGUGCCGCCGAUGGACGAAGACCACCGCAUGCAGAUCCAGCAGACCAACUGGCAGAUUGUCUACUGCUCGACGCCGGCCCAGUACUUCCACGUGCUCCGCCGCCAGCUGCACCGGGAGUUCCGCAAGCCGCUCAUCUCGGUCCAGCCCAAGUCGCUUCUGCGGUUGAAGCAGGCGUCGUCGUCGCUCGCGGAAAUGGGCCCGGGCACCAAGUUCCACCGCGUCCUCGGCGACGAUACGGCGCUCGUCGCCAACGACAAGGUCAAGCGCGUGCUCUUUUGCUCGGGCAAGAUCUACUACGACCUCGCCGCCGAGCGCGAGGCCAACAAGAUUGACGACAUUGCGAUCGUCCGCGUCGAGCAGAUCGCGCCCUUCCCGUUUGACAAGGUCGCCGAGUACGCGGCCAAGUACCCGAACGCCGACGUCAAGUGGGUCCAAGAAGAGCCCGAAAACAUGGGCUUUUGGACGUAUGUGAGCCCGCGCUUCGAGACGGCGCUCAAGACGAUCAACCAGGACACGCGCCGUCCGUCGUACAUUGGCCGUGUCGCGUCGGCGGCCCCCGCGACGGGCUACCACGCGGUUCACAACCUCGAGCAGACGCGCAUUAUCGGCAAGGCGCUCGGCUUGCCGACCAAGUAAAGCUGGAGGAUGCUGCCGUCAACACCCUUCCAUUGCAAUACAAAACCACUCUUUUUACACGCCACCAGACAAUGUUGUCCAGUGUAUCGAUACGACAUGAUCAACAUCGUCGUUGGGUCUACAUGCGACAUGACAACUUGAAUAUACGACUUAGGCGUGGAGGUGGUGGAGCCAUG